UCUUCCUUCCUUCCUUCCUCCUCGUCUCUCUCUCUCUCGCUCGCUCUAGGGUGGGUUUCGUUUUGGGCGUUUCUUUCUCUGGAAGCGUGCAUCUGCUUGAGGAAAGUAUCGAUCUUGACUUUGUGUCAAUCCCCCAAUUGAGGUCCCGUCGUUCGUUUUUCUCCUCAUUGCUCUGUGGGUUCUGCGCAUGUUUUAGACUUUUAAGUCAAAAAGAUCAUCGCUUUCUGCGUACCAAUGGAUGGACCGUUGCCUGUGAAGGUUCCUGGCAACCAGGGCGAUGAUGCUACGUCUGUCUCUUGGUAUCUUUCAAGGCGAGAAAUCGAAACUAACUCACCGUCAAGACGAGAUGGUAUGGGUUUGAAAAUGGAGAUUCGCCUACGCAAGUCUUACUGUACCUUCUUGAAAAAUCUCGGUGUGAGAUUGAAAGUUCCCCAGAUAACAAUAGCCACUGCUAUUGUAUUCUGUCACCGCUUCUUCCUUCGUCAGUCACACGCUAAGAAUGACAGAUGGACAAUUGCAACAGCAUGCAUGUUCCUUGCUGGGAAGGCCGAGGAAACUCCACGGGUUUUACAAGACGUUGCUAUUGUCUCUUAUGAGAUAAUACACAAGAAGGAUGUUCCUCCUGCCCAGAGAAAGGAAGUAUGUGAGCAACAGAAAAAGUGUGUGUUAAGCGCAGAGGAGCUAGUUCUUUCUACGUUAAACUUCGAUCUCAGUGUUGGUCACCCUUACGAACCUCUGAUAGACGCAAUUAAGAAGUAUAAGGUUGAAGAGGUUAAGUCCCAGUUUCCUCAAGUUGCAUGGAGUUUUGUCAACGAUUGUUACGGGACGACACUCUGCCUGCAAUAUAAGCCUCGUCAAAUAGCAGCAGGUGCUUUUUUCCUUGCUGCUGAGCACCUAACAGUGGACUUACAAUCAUACGGAGAGGGCUUGUUUCAAGAGUUUGAUACCACACCUGGUCAACUAGAGGAUAUCCGUGGCCAGAUGCUUGAGCUUUAUGAGAAAAAGCAUGUUUCUACAACCCAAGGAAGCAUAGUCGAAAGAAGCAACGGUGGAGAGAUGGUGCAUCAACCUGUCUCAAAAGAAGUGGCUUCCACAGAUAAAUGUCCAAGUUCUGAUACUGGAGGAGGAGGCCCAUCCAAAGUCAAUCUAAGCCAGAGCAAUGAUCAGAUAGUGGACGAUGAUGUGUCUAGGCCUGAAGGAAUUGAAAAGGACAACUCAAAAAUAGAAGCUGGAGAGAAUCCAAACGGCCAUUCUAUUGAUGAAGACUCGCAACUGCGUGCAGAGGAGGUCAAGGAUAAAGGAGAGAAAGAUAAAAAGUCAGAUGAAGGUAUAAAGAAAAUGGAUUUGUCUGAAAGAGGAGCAGAAGAUGUGGAGGAGCUGCGUGAUGAAGAUGACAAAACAGUGGAGAUGGGAAGUCAAAGCUCUCUAAUAGCAACACAAGUGUAGAACACAGUGAGAUUAUCCUAGAUGCUCAGGUGCUCAUGUUGAAUUGAUGGCUGGUGUUUCUCUGAUGAAUUGACAAAGGUUUGACGGAGAUGGUCGUUGAAGAUGGUGUGAAGUAGUGGUAUUAGAUUUUUUUUCUUUUAGUUAGAAGCUUUGGAAGAACGGUGUUGGGCAUUAAGAAGAGCUUUUAGGUAGGUGAGUUUUGAAGAAUUUAUGUUUUCACCAAAACAACUAGAUGGUUUAGUUUCAAGAUUCCUUGAGAAUUGUCAAUAUAAUGUGUAAUACGACAGUGUUCUCUAACUUCUUACAGUUACUAUGAAAUUAGAUUUGGAUGAUGGCUCAUA
This is a messenger RNA of Brassica oleracea var. oleracea, 1787 nucleotides long. Its product is annotated as cyclin-T1-2. Gene Ontology annotation, molecular function: cyclin-dependent protein serine/threonine kinase activator activity. NCBI's taxonomy places the organism in Eukaryota, Viridiplantae, Streptophyta, Magnoliopsida, Brassicales, Brassicaceae. The record is from RefSeq and is a predicted model, not a curated record. The coding region runs from base 235 to 1446 and encodes 403 amino acids. Gene Ontology annotation, biological process: positive regulation of DNA-templated transcription, elongation; regulation of transcription by RNA polymerase II. The transcript is spliced from 7 exons. Gene Ontology annotation, cellular component: nucleus; cyclin/CDK positive transcription elongation factor complex.